UAGAUACAUUCUAGAAAUCAGUGAUUAAUUGUAUCAAUGGCAGGGGAGGAACAUUACUUGCAUGUGGUAAAACAACAAAAUCAUUAUAAAGCACAUAAAAAAGUAUAUAUUUAUAAUUGGGAAAUAGUUUCCAAUCAUGUCCUCCAAUGGAACAUGAUAGGAUGGACAGUCAUAAUUAUGGCCCUAUAUCUGAUACACAUGUGAAGCAAGCUUGCAUACGGUGGAAUUAUAUUGCAAAACAACAAAGAACGAUAGCUGUCGGAGGAGGCUUCUCGUCCUCAGCCAUUGAUGAAUUCGCCUGAAUACCAAAGAGGCGUGCCCGCUUGUGUGUUAUUCUGCGUGGGUGCGUGCGCGCCCCCUACUGUGUUUUCGGGACAAGCUUGAAACGGUCAAGUCGCAAAUUGGAUUUUACAAUGUAAAUAGAAAGUAGGAGAAUCAUUCGCGAAGUCGUAAAUAUCUAUUUAAAAUUACCUUAGACUGGGUACAUCAGUUAUUUACUGAACCAGCUAAUUGUGCAUUUUCUGAAACAGUCAUAUCGGUGUUUUUAGGAAUUACAAGGGAUUUAAAACAGAAUAACUAUGUAUCGGUCUCUGUAUGCUUUCCGAUCCGCGGAGCCCAACUCGCUCCACUUCGGGGCCGGGGAGGGCUUUCUGAUCCUGGAACGCAGCAACAAACACUGGUGGCUCGGAUCGCGCUGCAGUUCGGGCGAAACCGGCUACGUUCCCGCUUCUUACAUUGAAAGGAUUCAGGCUCCGGAGCAGGAUGAAGUGUUACAGUCUAUCGACAGGGCCAUCGAAGGGAUCCAUAACGUGGCCAUGAAGAACGGGGGCAAAUACAACCUGGAGCAGCGAGACGUGCUACAGAAGUUGAUCCAUCACAGGAAGGAGACCCUGUCAAGGCGAAGUCCAACUCCAUCCAGUCACAAGCAGGGCCUGCCCUCAUCUACCAGCGAACUGUCCCUCAGCCACACCCCUCAACCACCCAAUGGUGUCAGCCGCACCCUGUCAGAGAGUACCGACAAUGUUCAAGGGCUUUACCAGGUGCCUCCUCAGCCCCGCCGUGCAGCACCCAUAACCCCUCCCCCUCCUGAGAAACAAAGAGCCAGCCGACGCCCAGCAGAAUUUUCCAUUCCUCCUCCUCCUGGCCCUACCCCUCCUGCCGGGACUGGCCUGUCCCCCUCUGUCAGCUCCGCCUCCCUGGACUCUGUCUCCUCCCACUCGGUGGUGUCCUCUGAUGUCAGCCUGACAAGCGUUGCCAGCACCCCGCCCCCAGUGCCAAGCCGUGUGAAGCCCCCACCCCAUCCUCCAGACGACCUGCCCCCCUCUACCCCCUCUCCCCAGCCAGUUCCCUCAAAGAAGGGCCAUGCCCCCCAACCUCCACCACCACAGCCCACUCCACCACCACAGCCCACUCCACCACCACAGCCCAGCACCGAGGACCAAACAGAAACCGACUGGCCUCUUGCCCCGCCCUCUGUCGCUGAAAGCACCCCCGGAAGCCCCUCUCACUCAGAGCCUGUUCCCGGGACAACAGGGGCGGAGCUUAUUGAGCUGGUUCGGAGCAACACGGGCCUGAGUUACGAGCUGUCUCGGGUGGCGGUGGGUGUGGUCGUGGGUCACCUGCAGACCACCCUUCCUCAAGCCUCCUCUGCCUUAGAGAAGGUCCUCCUCUCAUUGGUAGAGAGCAAGGAUCAGAGAUCUGCGUUGCCACAGGGACAAGUGUGUCACGAUGAACAGCGCCUGGAGGUCAUCUUAGGCGACCUCGCCCGUCACGUUGACGACUCUCAGCAGCGCAGCUGGGCCCUUUACGAAGACCACUCCCUCAUCGCAUGUUACCUGGAGGAGCUGCUGAAGAUACUGACGGAUGCAGAUCCAGUGGUGUGUAAGAGGAUGUGCAGGGUCAACCACUCUGAGCCAGUGCUGUCACUAGUGUCCUACUAUCAGAUGGUAAGAGAUUCUACUCCACCACCGUCGCUACUGUUCUCCUGUUGCCCACCCAAGAGGACCACACUAUUGGAGCACCGAGUGUCUCUACGCCUGCUGUUGCUCAAGGUGUUUGGGGCGAUGUGUAGCCUGGACUCUGCCCUCAUCUCCACCCUCCUCAACUCCAUCCUGCCCAUGGAGCUGGCCAGAGACCUGCAGACUGACACACAGGAGCAUCAGAAGAUGUGCUACACAGCCUUGGUCCUGACUAUGAUCUUCUCUAUGGGGGAGCAGGUGCCAUAUCACCACUAUGAGCACUUAAACGCUAGCUUUGUUCAGUUCCUGCUAGAUGUGGUAGAGGAGGGUCUUCCCUCUGACCCCACGGAACAGCUCCCUGACCUCUGCGUCAACCUCAUCCUGGCCUUCAACCUGCACCUCACAGUGCCCAGCAGCAACGUGAUAAUGCAGACUUUGAUCAAGAAAAACGUGAAGCUCUUUUCUGAGAAAAUAGUGCUGCUACUAAACCGAGGAGAUGACCCUGUGUGUGUCUUUAAACAUGCUCCCCCUGCCCCACACUCAGUUCUUAAGUUCCUGCAGGAUGUCUUCGCCAGCAGAGACUCUGCUAACAUCUUCUACCGCGCGGACAUGAUGGUGAUGAUAGAUAUCGCUGUUCGAUGCAUCUCUGACCUCUCACCUGGGGAAAAGUUGAGAAUGGAGUACCUCGCGCUCAUGCACUCCGUCAUGCGCUCCACAGACUACCUGGAGCACCGGCACCGCCUCUCCGACCUGCAGGGCGCGCUGCAAAGGAUUCUAAGAGAGGACGACUCGGGAGCGGACGAGGGCGGGGCCACAGCCAAACAGAUGGAUAAGCUAAUAGUGCAGGAGAUCUACAAGGAAUUCCCUCAGAUCAGAGACACCUAGGACGACUGAAUAUGACAGCGGUGCUGUGCACUCAUGAGCCGGUAGUCUGUCUCCUUUAUUCCCGAAAGAUGGUACUGUGGCGCUUCCUAGGGUUGACGAAGGACUGUAGUCAGCUACUUAGUUCCUGAGUGUUACAACCCUCCGUCACACUUUUUACCAUUAUGACAUAAGAGAUGGCAUGAGCACCAGCUGUCACGGCGGUUUAUUGCGUCCUUCGUGUCAUGAUUGUGAUAAUGCUAUGUAGCUCUUAUGUCUGAGGAUUCAAGUGAAGAGUUACCCAACAGCAUACUGCAUUGUGCUUUAAAUGUGCUCCCUUGUACUGAGGGACCAAACUGCGGUGUGAACGGAGGGUCUUGUAACCCUGGGACUGGUGUGAACGGAGGGUCUUGUAACCCUGGGACUGGUGUGAACGGAGGGUCUUGUAACCCUGGGACUGGUGUGCUGUAUAUGUCUUCUUACUUUCAGUCUAUUCAUGUGUCUUGAUCACUCACUCUUAUUCCUCACCACCUGGCAUGGCCUCACAGUAUGUUACGAAGACAGUUCAAAGAAAAGACAAAUUAGGUGAUUAUACUGAUAACAAAACAUUCUGGUCCAGUUUGCUAGACACAGAUUAAGCCAAGUUCUGCAUUGAAAAGCGUGCUCAAUGGAGAAUCUACAUUAACUAGGCUUAAUCUGUGUCCUGGAAACCAGACCUCUGACAAUAAUACAUUCUAGGCUUUGAGGUUAGUUUAGUACUCACUAUUUAUUGCAAUGGCAAUGCUGCUACAUGAGCCUCAUUUACCUUAAAAUCUAUGGCUGUGAUUCUCUGACUGAGCACAACUUGUUACCUUGCUUUCGCCAUUACUAGUGACCUUGCUUUCGCCAUUACUUGUGACCUUGCUUUCGCCAUUACUUUUUACCUUGCUUUCACCAUUACUUGUUACCUUGAUUUCACCAUUACUUGUUACCUUGAUUUCACCAUUACUUGUUACCUUGCUUUCGCCAUUACUUGUGACCUUGCUUUCUUCCCUACACUUUAUCUACAAUAACCUCCACUCUAGGUAUGGCUAAAAUAUGACAUGCUCUAAAUUUGUCUCAACCAGACCACUCCUACUCUGCUCUGCUGCUUGUGCUGUAGAUGGAACGUAAUGGUACUGUAAUAACAAGCUGUAACACGCUGCUUCUACAUACUAAGCCUUGACUAACUUCCUAUAUAGCUAUGGCUCUCUGAAAUGGAAUGUAGUUAUUUAUUCAUAGGAAAUAAUAAGGAAUUGAUAAGAUUCGAUUGGUCAGUUUUUUUGUUGUUGUUUUUUUUAAAUGUAGUCUGGGGUUAACUAAGGGACUUGUCACCAAGAUUGAUUGAUUGCUUUGCCCUGGUCAUUUUGGUCUGAAAUCUAUCAGUUACCACAGUACGGUGUCUCUCCAUCAGAGCUCUUUCUCUCUUUGUGUCAGUUUAUUUUUACUUGGCUCUGUUAGAGCUAAUAGGGGAAGUGUUUAUGUGGCAAAAUAGUCGUGGCCGUCAUGAUGCACGUAUACCUUUUAACACACACUUAAAAGGAAGUGUUUACACAUAUAAACAUAUAUACCAGAGUGUGUUUUCUCUGACGUAUGUGUUUUUAUUAUCCGGUGUUAAUGCAUAAAGCUAUGCAUGUGCGUGUCUAUGUACGGUUUGUGUAUAUUUUCGUAACUAUGUAUGGUUUUAUCAUCGUCCCUGUAGGUUUGAGCCUCCAUUGUCCCUUAAGGUACGACUGUGUUAUAGCAAUAAAACCAACUGAACUAUAUUUUCCCAAUUAAAUAUAUCUGAAAUGGUUGUUCAGAGAGGGGUGACGCUACAAAGUGUAUUUUCUUAAUGUUUACAAUCAACUAAUAAACAUCUCAAUGAACA
Messenger RNA from Oncorhynchus mykiss (rainbow trout), 4707 nucleotides. Lineage: Eukaryota; Metazoa; Chordata; Actinopteri; Salmoniformes; Salmonidae. The record is from RefSeq and is a predicted model, not a curated record.